Messenger RNA from Pelagomonas calceolata, 1014 nucleotides. NCBI's taxonomy places the organism in Eukaryota, Pelagophyceae, Pelagomonadales, Pelagomonadaceae. The record is from the annotation of a GenBank genome assembly.
AUGCCAGCCUCUGCUGAUGAAUUGGCUGAUCUGGAGGCCCGGCUCCUAGCCAAGCAGCAAUUACAGUUCGAUGCGCUUCAGAAGCGACUGCUGGGCAGCGUCGCCGCGCCGACGGCAGAGGAGAUCGACCAGCCCUUUGCCGAGUAUGCUCGGAAUUUUUAUGUGACCGCCGCUCUGAUGCUCUGUCUCGUCGCAUCGACGGUCUACCUCGCGUUCAUCACCGCCGGGCUAUACGGUAAUGUGAGCCAAGUCACAAUGCUUGCCUUCAUGCCCUUUGUAUAUACAACGGGCUUUGGCCUCGUCUUCACUACGCUCGACUGCGAGAUAGCAGGGAGGCGGGCUGUGCAGCUAGUUCGUGGAUGUCACAUCGGCAUGAUGCUGGCUGCACCAAUUGUUUUUUGGCGCGCCGGCGAGCACGGUGAUGCUUUAGUAAUGUUCUUCUCGUUCGCAUUAGAUUCCAUUUUAUAUCCCUGGCUCCUCAAAACUAUCUGCGGACUCCUGAGAACGCGGUACGAGGGUUCGUUAACCGCCCAGGCGCAGUUUUACACCAGUCGAGCGCUCAAGAUAGCCGGGUUCCAACUCGUGCUGUCCGUGUCCGCGGCGGCCCAGGGAAUUGAUGGGCUUGAUACUUUUCCUCGGAUUUGGGCAACGUUGACUUUUAGCACUGCGCUCCCACAGGUGUGGAUGUUCCUGAUUGGGGUCUUCGACGCUUGUGGGGUGGACCACCACGCGGCAGCUAAGCUUCGGGUCUCUCCCCUCCAAGCUGCGGCGCUCGCCUCUUGUGGCGCGCUAAUCCUCUCGGGUUUGGCCGGGUACGUGCUGGCUGAGCAAAGGGACCCGAGCGAGAAGGCGGCGAGGCUCGUUAUGUACGUGAUGUUUAUCGCGGUGUACCUUUGCAUGCUUUUCGUCGGGAGGCUCCUUUGUGGCGCCCGUAAAACGAUCUCCGGCGCGUCCCCGAGCGUGAAGCCGAAGCCGGCCGGGGGAUUGGAUGUGUUCGAUAUCCCCGGGGCAUAA